Messenger RNA from Neopsephotus bourkii (Bourke's parrot), 2939 nucleotides. It is a transcript of the gene STX11, whose product is annotated as syntaxin 11. Gene Ontology annotation, molecular function: SNAP receptor activity; SNARE binding. The record is from RefSeq and is a predicted model, not a curated record. Gene Ontology annotation, cellular component: plasma membrane; presynaptic active zone membrane; SNARE complex. Lineage: Eukaryota; Metazoa; Chordata; Aves; Psittaciformes; Psittacidae. The coding region runs from base 592 to 1458 and encodes 288 amino acids. The transcript is spliced from 2 exons. Gene Ontology annotation, biological process: synaptic vesicle fusion to presynaptic active zone membrane; intracellular protein transport; exocytosis.
UGUCCAGGAAAUCUAUGCAGAUAAGGAAAAGCAUCUUGAAAAUGGGAAGGUAAAGUGGGAAUCUGGCUAGGUGGUGAACUUUAGAAACAUAGGGAAAGCAACAGGACCUGGGGAGAAUAAAAGAUGUCCAAAAGUCCCUGAUUUUGCAGGACUCUGAAGUCAGGCUUGAAGAGGUGGCAUCCUUUGGUUAGGAGCCAUUACCCUUAUGGGUACAGGUCCUCAGUGCAGAGUUAAAAAAUCCUAAUGUUGACUACCUUGAAAGUAAGCUUUGGUAUGUAGUUUCAAAUAAUGUAACUUUUAGAGCUAAGCACAUAGAAACAGGAAAACUCCAGGUUAAAGAUUCUCAGUGCAACUAUAAUUUGAUUCUUCUAUUCACAUUUAGAAUUGGAUUCUACUGGCUCUACUGGUCACGGAAGUUGUGAGUGAUGCUGUACAUAUCACUGGAGACAAGCUUCUCACACGUGGCCUCAAUCCGUGUGUUCAUUCACUGAUGUCCAGCUUGUUACUUUACCAGCUUACUUGGUGAAGUCCCCAAGGCUUGCAGCAGUGACCAAAGUCAGAAAGAGCUGACUUCUGAAUGUACCAGCCAGGAUGAAAGACCGGCUAAACGAGCUGCAUGAAUUAGCCAGGUUACACAACCAAGAGUUUACUGAAAGUCAGGAUGAUGAAAAUUCACUCCACGAUGUUCUGCUUUAUGAGACUGAUUAUGCCUUGGAAAUUCUCCAUAACGACAUAGAGAACAUCCGGACAGAAAAUGACUAUCUAAAAGAGGAUGUGAAGCGGCUCAGAAAGCAAAAUAACCGCUUUCUUACUUCUAUGCGCCGUCUUAGUAGCAUCAAACGAGAUACUAAUUGUAUUGCCAGAGACAUUAAGGCCCGUGGAGAAAGCAUCCACAGGAAACUUCACAUAAUGAGAGAUUUCUGUGAAGAUGCAGUAACAAAAUAUGGGGCUAUGUCUGUUAUUGCCAGGGUAGCAAAGAACCACUACGUUGACCUCAUGCACUCAUUUCAGGGAGCCAUGUUUGAAUACAAUGCAGCAGAGAUGAACCAACGAGAGAACUGCAAGAUUCGAAUUCAGCGGCAACUAGAGAUAAUGGGCAAAGAUGUUUCUGGCAACCAGAUUGAGGAGAUGAUUGAGCAAGGCAAGUGGGAUGUCUUCUCUGAGAAUCUCUUGUCAGAAGUUAAGGGGGCUCGCUCAGCCUUGAAUGAGAUUGAGACACGUCAUAAGGAGCUUGUGAAGUUAGAAGGUCGUAUCAAGGAAGUUCAUGAGCUCUUUCUGCAGGUGGCCCUACUAGUGGAGGAACAGGCGGACACCUUUGACGUCAUUGAGAUAAAUAUGCAAAAUGUCGAGGACUAUGUAGGAGAAGCUAAAGAGCAAGUGAAAAAAGCUUUGGAAUACAGAAGAAAACACCCCCUCAUAACAAUCCUCUGCUGCUGCUUAUCCUGCUGCAGAAAAUGACUAUCCCACUGAAGCUAUCACAGACUGACCUGAAUGUCUUCAAAAUCAGGCAUUCAUUCCAGUGACUUUUUUUCUAAUGACAACCCCUAGAAAUGGGGGACUAUUUUGCAGUUGAAUUUGUUCAUUGUUUUUUAACUAAACAUGCUGAAGGCUGUUCUAUUUGAGGCCUCCUAGAAAUGUUGAUAAAACUAUUUUUAAUCUGUUUUUAAUUGAAAUGUACUCUGUUGGUUUAACUGGAAGUGCAAGAAGAUCUCUGCAGCGAUACUUGUUUCAGAUAAGCAGCAAAGAGAAAUGAAUGACGGGCUGAUAACUCAGCCUAGGGAAGAUGAGAAAUUUCAAGAAGUAACUUUAUUGUCUAAGUGACUCUGCAGGUGGUGCAGCCUUGCCGCCUGGGGAGACACAAUACACCACAGAAUCAGGUUUCAAUUUUAACUAGUUUGGAGCCUGCUCAACGCAAAUACUUGAACAGAUUUUCACUCUGUCCAUUUGAGAAAAUACCAAGCCUGAUAGCAGGAACAGGACACAGAACUAAUUUCUAUUUCAACUCGAUUUCCACCUGAACCUCAACAGAAGUAACUGCACCUUAAAUGACAGUAUGCACGUUUUGCUCUGCUUGUGCGCAAGUGAUUGCUUUUCUUGAUUUUGAGUAUCCACAACUUCGUCAAGGUGACUAGAAGCACUGCAACAUCGAGGCAUCUCACCGACUUUUAACUUGAGCCACUCUCUGCACUCUCAGUUUCAAAACUGCCAUGCUUUUAUGCUUCUAAUACAUUCUUCUGCCAAUAAACACUUCAGCCAGAAGAGAUGCAUGCAGUGGCCUUCUGCAGCAGCACAUGCAAGAAGAUAACUAUUGGGGAAUCGAGAAGGCAUUUUAGGGUUUCCUGUGCUGGCACAUACACACAAACAAUUUUAGUGGAAGGAUUAUCCUGUCAAUAGACUUCUAUUCUUUUAAUAAGAAUUAACAUGGAUUUUUUAUGUCUAUUUUUAAUAAUAUGAAGGAUUAAAUUUAUUAAAAUGCAAUUUUACUGUACAAAGCUACGAUUUUUCUCCCACUAUUAGGAAGUCUCCACCUGGGAAGAAAGUAGACAUAUUUCUUCCGAACACCCGAAGAAGACAGAAAACAACAUUUUAAUGUCAUUUCAGUGCUCUUUUCAAACUUGAAAGUAAUAUUUCCUUUUGUGUAAAGGGAAUCUGGCCAAACUAGAUUUAGAAUAUGAGGAGGCAAUAGAAAAAUUGCAGCCCUGGAAACCACUGAAAGUUGUCCAUGAAACAUGUAUUCAUGAGGUCUGGUGAGUGAUUAUAGCUCCUGCUUCUGGAGGUUUUCCAAGUAUUAUAUUUCUAGGUGGCUUCCUGAUACACUGUGAUCUAUUGCUGUCCUUUGAAUUAAUGCAGGACAUUUUUUUUUCAGAAGUUACUGAUUUUUUUUUAAACUGCUGAUCCUAUUUGUACCUAUUUUAAUAAAUAUAUUUAAACAUUUCAAA